AUGAUACUCAAAGGCUGUCUCCUGUAUCCUUUGUGCCCUCCCAGGAAUAAGCAAAGAUGUGCCAGGCUGUGGAAAAUAGCCUAUGGAGGAUUACUGAAGAUAAUGACACGCUCUCUCUUAACAUUGUAGUGUCUAGAUGGCGGGAUGGUACUGAUGAGAAAGCAGAUGCUAUCAAGGUUCAUGUACCCCAAAGAGUGGCAGCACCUCACCAUGUUCAUCCUCCUCACUCUCAAUGGCUGCGUGGACUUCAUGAGCAAGAAUGUGCUGCCUCAGAGGUGUGUGGGCCUAGAAAAAGGUACCCUGGUCCUGAUCAUCUAUGAGCUCCUGCUGCUGAUGGUGUCACAUGUUAGAGACUCAGAAGGGGUGGAGCUGCACGUGCACUCUCUGCUCAUCCUGGUGGUGUUCCUGCUGUUGCUGGUGUUCACUGCAGAGCUGUGGGCUCCCAACAUGUGUCAUCUCCAGCUGAUGGAGACCUUUCUGAUCCUCAUGAUGGGCUCCUGGCUGAUGCAGGCAGGCUUUAUUCUAUACAGACCUGUCUCUGGCUACCCAUGGGAGGACGAUGACAUCAGUGACAUCAUGUUUGUCACCACCUUCUUCUGCUGGCAUGUGAUGAUCGAUGCCUCGUGCCUGUUGGGAAUCUACGGCUUCUCUUCCUUUUGGCAUCGUUGUUACGCUCCCAGCUUGAAGCUGACGGGGCCCAAGGAAGCUCCGUAUUACGCAAGCCCUCCGGGACCCUUCUACAAGUUGCUGCAGGAAGUGGAGCAGUCAGAGAAAGAGGACCAGGUCCUCCUUUUUUCAAAGAGCUCCCCUGAGACAGAGUCUAUAGUGGCUGGCACAUCAUCCACCUUGCCUUCCUCCUGUGGGCUCCUCAGCCACGAGCAUGGCACCCUUUCUGGUCCCCAGUGAAAGGAAUGGCCCUGAAGGACAGUAAUUGGCCCUGACUGUUGUCCCUGUAUCUGAGCAUCAGACUGCUGAGGAGAUAGGGAGAGAGAAACCUGAA
This is a messenger RNA of Sapajus apella (tufted capuchin), 1000 nucleotides long. Its product is annotated as transmembrane epididymal protein 1-like. The record is from RefSeq and is a predicted model, not a curated record. NCBI's taxonomy places the organism in Eukaryota, Metazoa, Chordata, Mammalia, Primates, Cebidae.